UCAGCCUGUCGCUCCUCCCUGUUCUGCCGGGAAUGAGCGCUCGGAGCCCGGCUGUCCGUCUGCUGUCUGCCCGCUGAGCUCCACUAUGCCGCGGGUCCAGCAGCUGUAAUGAAGCCGUCUAACGAGUCCUAUUCCCCGCUCUUUCUCGUCUUCGUCCCUGCAGAAGAUGGUGGCUGGCGGUUAGUUCCAAUUUCGGACACCGUGGGGUAUUUUUUCCUCGGAGAAGCGCACUGAAAUCCGAAGAGCGGUCCUGAGAUGACGGAGGUGGAGCCCGUGUUGGACUUCGCCACCUCGGGUCGGUCGGGCCGGAGGAACGCUCUGCCCGACAUCCUGGGGUCUCCGGCAGGCGUUAACCCCGGAGAUCUGCCUCUGAAACUGGCUGAGAUGACCCUCAAAGAUGGUCCUGGAGGGGCCCAGUCCCCGACGGCGGAGGGGCCUCCAGCGCCGCCCGAGGGCUCGGAGGGGAAUGAGGGAUCGUAGGGAAGUUGGUUUAUUUUCCUCCCCGGAGACCUGCAGAGAUUACCUGAGCGACGGGACGAGUUACAGAGGGAAGGUCUGUGGAGAGUCGGACUGUUUGAGAAGCAGCUGAGCUCCACCAGAGAAACAGAAACUCCCCGAGGACCAGCACUCCAGACGUCACUUAGCUAUGACCCAGUGAGUGUGUGUGUGUGUGUGUGUGUGUGUUUGUGUGUGUGUGUGUGUGUGAGUUAUAAACCCACCACUGACACUGAGAAUCAAAGGGACCAUGACAGAUUGUACACUAUUUUUGUAUGAUUUAUUUAAGAACAAACUGAUAGACAAUGUGUUCCUGCUGUUGUACGCUGAUGUGUGUUCCUUUGCAUUGAGCUGGAUGCUAGAUUAGAUUUAAGGAAACUGGGAAUUUUUUCUGUGUCGUCUCUGCUUUUACACUAAAUGUGUACGAUCUACUGUAUGUUUUACAAUCUGAGACUGCUGUACAGUAUAUCUACAUGUUAAAUGGACAGUUUGUACCCUUCACUGCAGACUGUUUUUGAUCCUAUCACAGGGAUUUAAUACUUUUUUUCAAGGUCCAUACUCUUUAUCUUGAGACUUUUCUUUAGAGCGUAGUGUCCCACUGCCAGUCAUAUAAACCCUGAUCAUUAUAACACAGGGAAAUGUCAAAUUUCCUUUUUAAAAAAUAUUUUCCAAACCUCUGAACAUGUGCCUGGUGGCAGUUCACAACCCGAAACGUGUGUUGUGUUCUUUCUCUGUGAAGUACUGUUAUUGACUUCCUCAGUUUUAAUAGGAGGUAUCAUCUUGAAGUGUAAAUAAAGAUAAAAAAAACACUUUUCUAAUUUUCUGCGGACCUGCAGAUGCUACAUUUGUCAGGAAAUGAACUUAAACUUCGGCAGGGCUUUUCCAGCAGCAUAUGGCCGCCGGCUGAACUCGAGAGGGAGCGACACGACCGUGAAAAUGUGUUUGGAGUCACCGGAAAAAAAUAAAAAAUGGCAGCACAGUCGCCUUCUGCCUCUCAGCACGGAGAACCAGUGUGUUCACACUCAUUAACACACACACAGAGCUGUGAAGAGAGAGAAACUGAGAGUCACUGCUACUGUAUAUAUACUGUGUUGUAGUGUAACCCGUGUGUGUGUGUCAUACACAGUGGUGGGAUGUAACUGAGUACUGAUUUCAUGUACUUGAGUAUUUCCAUGUAAUGCUACUUUAUACUCCUACUCCAUUGCAUUUCAGUCGUAAACGUCAUACUUUUCACUGCACUACGUUUCAUAUUCCAGCUGCUUUUUGUGAUAAGAGACAUCAUUGUUCUUGCAUCACAGCAGCUCCAUUUGCAACAAAAACUAGGACACAUAUUAGGAGACGAAACAGACAAUUAAAAGUGACUGAACUCAACGUGUUCAGGAGCCUUUAACGUCUAAUAUGCUGAAUCCAUAGUGAAGUAAAAAUAGAUGAUACCAUCAAUACAACUUGAUUUAUAAAGUUCCUUUCGAGCAAAUGAAAUGCUUAACAAGCAGUUGAAUACACUGAAAUGUUAAAAGUAGUAAAUGUUAAACAAAAUCGAGCAAUAAAGUGUUAACAGUGUUAAAGUGCAGGGAAAUAAACAAUAAAGAUAUUAAUAAAAGAAGAGUAAAAAACAAAACCAGAGAGUUAUAAAAUACUUAAUAAAAGCCAGAUUUAAAAAAUGCGUUUCAGUUUAUGUUAAAAAAUAUUCAUUUGAAAAAUCUAUAUAUUUUAAUAAUGCAGUACUUCACUACAAAUCAACCCACUUUAGAAGUAUCUAAAAGUGGUACCACAUUGAACAUUGAAAUGCUCUUACAGUACAUGUAUGUGUUAACACUAUAAUAUUCUAUAAUAAUAUAUUACUGUGAAACAAAGAUAUUCUAACGAUACCUUUAAUCUUGAUACUUUAAUUACAUUUACCUGAUAAUAAUUAUUCAAUUUUACUUGAGUAACCUAUUGGUUUCUGGGCUUGUAUUGGAAUAUUUUAAGACUAGUAUUUCUGCUUCUUUAACAAGUUCAACAUUAACAAACUACAAUAUGAAAUGCCCUUACAGUACAUGUAUUUGUGAGGGAUAAACAAUUAUAAUUAUACUAUAUUACUGUGAAAAGAGCCAUUCUGCAUAACAAGUGCUUAUGAGAGGACAUUUAGCUGAUAAUACUUCGUACAUUUCUAUUGAUUUCAGGACUUGUAAUGGAGUAGUUUUAGACUGUAGUAUUCCUGAAGUAAAGGAGUAUUGUUCCACCACUUGUCAUACAGUACACACAGUACUUCUUCUCAUACAGUACACGCAGUACUUCUUUUCAUAUAAUACACACAAUACUUCUUCUCAUACUGUACACACAGAAGCUGUUGUGUAGUCGUCUCUCUGUGACGGUGUUUUGGUGGACGUGUCUUUCUGUGGAUGUUUCUUCACGAUGCAAAGCCUGGAGUGCUGCUCUGUUUCUGAUGCUGUACUUACUGAGGAAGUGUUAUACAGGAUAUAUAACAUUUAUUUUGGGUUGAUGAGUCAGAGGUGUAUUUUGUAGUGUCCCUGAUCUCUGAGUGGUGCGUUUAUUUUACUUAGCUGGACUGAAUCCUGUGUGUUGAUUCUAUCUGCUGGUGAAAAUUGCCAUAUUAAAUCCACAAGCUUUACAUAAA
This is a messenger RNA of Gymnodraco acuticeps, 3112 nucleotides long. It is a transcript of the gene pkib, whose product is annotated as protein kinase (cAMP-dependent, catalytic) inhibitor beta. The transcript has 3 exons. NCBI's taxonomy places the organism in Eukaryota, Metazoa, Chordata, Actinopteri, Perciformes, Bathydraconidae. Gene Ontology annotation, molecular function: cAMP-dependent protein kinase inhibitor activity. Gene Ontology annotation, biological process: negative regulation of cAMP-dependent protein kinase activity. The coding region runs from base 256 to 480 and encodes 74 amino acids. Gene Ontology annotation, cellular component: nucleus; cytoplasm. The record is from RefSeq and is a predicted model, not a curated record.